Molecule: messenger RNA, 393 nt
Organism: Recurvomyces mirabilis
Lineage: Eukaryota; Fungi; Ascomycota; Dothideomycetes; Mycosphaerellales; Teratosphaeriaceae
Exons: 1
Coding region: 1-393 (130 amino acids)
Biological process (GO): endosomal transport
Cellular component (GO): BLOC-1 complex
Source: RefSeq, a predicted model, not a curated record
AUGGCAUCCACAGCAACAUCCUCAACAGCAGCAGACAGCGAUAAUUCCCGAGCGCAAGCGGAGGCGAGAGCUGCCGUGUUAGCGUCCCUGGAAUCCGCGGGCUCACACUACGGCGCACAAUACCAGCAACGAGCAGCAGAUCUUCACUCGAACGCAGAAGCCAUUGCCAAGCAGGAGGCAGAACUCAAGAAGAACGCUGCUGCGCUGGCCAAAGACUCUGCUAGGUGGCGAAAAGAAGCCGAGAAGGCCACGAAAAGCCUCAAUGAGGUCGGUGACUUGCAGAACUGGACUGAAAUGCUGGAGACAGACUUCUUGGUGCUAGAAGAGACUCUUAGGCUUGCGGAGAAUGCUCCUGAGCUGCAGAGUGCGAGUGGAGGAUCUCAGUGGCGAUGA